AUGGGCAGCCGCACCAACACCUUGGCCUCGCGCUCCAUCAACGCCAUCGUGAGCGCCAGCGGCCUGGCUGUCGCAACGCUCAAGGACCACGACGGCAGCGGAGCGGGCCAGGAUGUCUACACCUUCCACACCGGAGACGGCACCGUCGCCGAUGGAUGGCCCGCCCUGUCCAGCUGGGUCUCUUUCGACGACAUGUGGAAGGCCAACAGGCCCAUCAUCAUGGAGUCAUGCACCCAGUUCGGCGUGCCCAACAACUCCGCCAACGAGACCCAGAACCUCUACGAGUCGAUCCAGCAGGUCGCCAAGGAGUCGCACCUCGACCACCGCUUCAUCCUGGCCAUCAUCAUGCAGGAAUCCAAGGGCUGUGUCCGCGUCCACACCACCAACUAUGGCGUUCGCAACCCGGGCCUCAUGCAGGACCAUGACGGCACCGGCACUUGCAACGACAACGGCGUGGUCCAGAACCCCUGCCCGAAGAACGAGAUCCUCCAGAUGGUCCGCGAUGGAGCUAUCGGCACCGCCGCCGGUGACGGUCUCGCCAGCCUGAUCAACCAGCAGGGCAAGACCGACGUCUCCGCCUUCUACCGCGCCGCCCGCAUGUACAACUCGGGCUCCAUCUCCAACCAGGCCAACCUGAACGUCGGCGUCGGCACCGCCUGCUACGCCACCGACGUCGCCAACCGUCUCACCGGCUGGGUCAGCGCUGCCUCCCAGUGCACGCUGAGCGCCUAA
Aspergillus homomorphus CBS 101889 is the source of this 732-nucleotide messenger RNA. RefSeq lists its product as uncharacterized. The transcript is spliced from 3 exons. Lineage: Eukaryota; Fungi; Ascomycota; Eurotiomycetes; Eurotiales; Aspergillaceae. The record is from RefSeq and is a predicted model, not a curated record. The coding region runs from base 1 to 732 and encodes 243 amino acids.